Molecule: messenger RNA, 5906 nt
Organism: Hydra vulgaris (swiftwater hydra)
Lineage: Eukaryota; Metazoa; Cnidaria; Hydrozoa; Anthoathecata; Hydridae
Product: transcription initiation factor TFIID subunit 1
Biological process (GO): RNA polymerase II preinitiation complex assembly; transcription by RNA polymerase II
Cellular component (GO): transcription factor TFIID complex
Molecular function (GO): RNA polymerase II general transcription initiation factor activity; TBP-class protein binding; RNA polymerase II general transcription initiation factor binding
Source: RefSeq, a predicted model, not a curated record
GUUUUAAAUUGAAAAAAAUAUAUAUAUUUGAUACCACUUGUGUAUUUCCACUGUAAUAGUAGAAAAAGAUUGAUCAAAGAUUUAUUUUUCAUUCUUUAAAAAAGCCUUGUAUUUAAUGAUGAAUGAAAAAUGAGCAAAGAGGUGAGUGAUGGACUACUUGCUGGAUUUUUGUUUGGAAAUAUUGACGAAUCUGGAAGAUUGGAAAAUGAUUUUUUUGAUCAGGAUGCAGCAAAUCAGCUUGGUCAACUUGCUGAAUUCGGAGCAUUACAAAGUUUAGUUCAUGACAUUAGUGAAGAGAAAACUCAAGAUGAGUUUGGAACUAUUCAAGAGUUUACACAAAAAUCCUCUGAUUCUGUUGAUUACAGUAAUAUUGAUGAACUUGCUGAUGACUUCUAUGAACAAUCAACUUCCAAACCAAUAUUAUGUAUCAAAAAGGAGCAAGAUGAUUACGAUGAUUAUGAUGAGGUGAAAGAAAAAAAUCACGAUUUUCCUCUGCUCAUUCCACUUCCAUCAAUUGUGCCUAAAGCUGAAACAAUGGAUGUUGAAGAAACUGAUGAGGUCAAUGAUUUAUUUUCACCAUCCAGUCCUGCAGAACCUGUACAUGGUAGUAUGAAAAGCGAGUCUUCCUCGGGCAAUUUGACACAAAAAGACUGCCCUAUAAUAAGCUUAGCUUCAUUAGAAGGAAAGUCUGUCACAGACUUGUUUCCAGAUUUUCGCCCAAAUAAAGUUUUGCGGUUUUCACGUUUGUUUGGUCCAAGAAAGUAUGUCUCUGCCCAAUGGAAAGCGCACAAAAAAAAGAAACGAAAAAGAAAAUUACUUUCUAACGACACAGUAAAAAAAACAACAGGUUUUGAGCUAAAAUUUGGUCCAACUCCAAAGCCAGAAGACUUGGAAAUUGACGAUGCAAUUCUCCAUACUCAAUCGAUUCCUCUUCAUAUGUAUGGUGAACAAUAUCUAAGACACUUAAAAGUCAAUCAAAUUAGUUCUGCUGAAACCAAAUCAAAUGAAGGAUGCACAACUGAAUGGAUGUCAGGACCAGCAUACUACUGGUAUAAAAAACAUAGUGAUUUUAUUGAUAAAGGAAUUUUUAACUAUGGUUUUAAAGAAAAAUCCCAACAACAAAAAAAAGAAGAUAAAGAAAAAGAUGCUAACAUAAAAUUGCCAUCGGAUGAUCAUUUUAAUAUGGUCGCACUAAAAUCGUGGGAGGAUGAAAUAAUUUGGACUGACCAGGACUAUAAUCAAGAGAACAACACUUGGUGGAAUCAUAUGAAAGCAGGAUGGAUUCCGUCAGGAAAUAUAAGAACAAUGCAAGCUUAUUUAAACCAGUAUGCUAAUAAAGACCAUUCUUUGGAAUCUCUUAUCUGCACUAACAUUCUUAAAAACUUUGAAGCUCCUGCUGCUCCUAUGUUAAACAAAGAGCCCAAUAAUCAUAAGGUAUCUGAAUGGUACAGCAUUUUUCCUAUUGAAAAUAAAGAACUUGUAUAUGGAAAAUGGGAAGAUAAAAUUAUAUGGGAUAGCGAAGCUGUUGAUGAAAUUCCAUCUGCUGAGUUAUUUUGUCUUGAUCCAAAUGAUGAAAGUAUCAUUUUGAAUCUUCCUGAAGAUGAAACAAAAGAUCCAGUUUCAGAGUUUGGAGAAGAGGCAAUUUCAAAGAAAGAAUAUAAGAGUAAAAUAAAGAUAAAACGAUCAAAUAAUGAUGAAGAACCUGCUAUACAAGUUUCACAUAAAAAUAUUUUCAAUUUAUCAAAUGAUGAGUUUUAUCUUCCAAAACAAGAUCUAGCUGAAAAUCAGUUGCAAGCUGAUAUUGGGAAUUUAUGUAUUCAGCAUUCUACACCUGCAGUGGAGCUUCAAAGGCCAUUUUUUCCAACUUUUAUUCCUCCAAGUGAAUUACGUUUAUUCCAUAGACCAAGACUUAACAAGAAAAAGCUUGGAACUAAAGAAGGUUUUCAAGUUGUCCACUCUUUGUAUAAACGAAUCAAAAGGAAAGCAAAGGAGCGGGAAAAAGAGCGCCAAACAUUUGGAGGUGGUGAGAUGUUUUUUAUGCGUGAACCGGAAGAUUUAAGUGGAAUGGAUGGGGACAUAGUUUUAAUGGAAUAUUGCGAAGAAAUGCCACCAUUGCUUUCACAAGCUGGUAUGAAUAGCAGAAUUAAAAACUACUUUAACAGAAAACAUGGUAAAGAGCCACCAACUUUAGAGUAUGGAGAAAUUUCAUAUAUACAUCAUUCUCCUUUUCUUGGUCAGCUACAACAGGGUCAAAUUGUUCAAGCUUUAGAAAACAACCUAUUUCGUGCACCUAUCUACCAGCAUAGAAUAUACUCUACAGAUUUUUUACUUUUCAAAAUAGCUCACGGAUAUUACAUUCGAAAUCUUUCUGUAAUAUUUACAGUUGGCCAACUGUGUCCAAAGUGUGAAGUUCCUGGACCUAACUCCAAAAGAUCAAACAAUCAUAUCAGAGAUUUUUUGCAGAUUUUUAUCUAUCGACUAUUUUGGAAAAGUCCUGACAAACCACGUCGUAUUAAAAUGGAAGAUAUAAGAAAAGCAUUUCCAAAACAUUCAGAAAGUAGUGUUCGCAAAAGAUUAAAGUUGUGUGCUGAUUUUAGAAGAACAGGUGCUGAUUGCAACUGGUGGGUUUUAAAACCUGAUUUUCGCCUGCCAUCAGAAGAAGAAAUGCGGGCAAAUGUUACACCUGAGCAAACAUGUUGUUACUAUAUGAUGUUGGCAGCAGAACAAAGACUAAAAGAUGCAGGGUACGGUGAAAAAUCUUUAUUUGCUCCUGAUGAUGAUGAUAAUGAGAAUGAUGCAAAAAAAAUAGAUGAUGAAAUACAGAUUGCACCUUGGAACACUACUCGUGCAUAUAUACAAGCAAUGAAAGGAAAGUGUUUACUUCAAGUUACUGGUGUUGCUGAUCCCACUGGUUGUGGUGAAGGGUUUUCUUAUAUACGAAUACCGAACAAGCCAAUAACAGGCAAAGAUGAGACUGAAGAGCAAAAACAAGCUAAAAAACAAAAACUUGUAACUGGAACUGACGCUGAUCUUCGUAGACUAAAUUUGAAACAAGCUCGCAUUCUUCUAAAGGAAUUUAAUGUGCCACAGGAUGAGAUUCAAAAGCUGUCUCGCUGGGAAGUAAUAGAUAAAGUUCGUACAAUGUCUACUGAGGCAGCAAAACAAGGGACUACUGAAGUAGCAAUGAACAAGUUUGCACGUGGUUCUCGUUUUACAGUUGCUGAGCAUCAAGAACGAUACAAAGAUGAAUGUCAAAGAAUAUUUGAUCUUCAAAAUAAGGUGUUGUCAUCUGAUGCUAUAUUAUCAACAGAUGAAGAAAGCAGUGGUGAUGAAGAAAGUGAUAUGGAAGAUCUUGGAAAAGAUCUUGAAAGUAUGUUAUCAAACAAGAAAAUUUCAUCUGAGGAGCACGAAGAAGUUGAAAGACUUGAACUUCAAAAAUUGCUUAAUCAGGAAAAAGGAGAGAAAGAUUUAAGUAGACCUGCAUCUGCUUCUUCAAAUAUUACCAGAUCUUUAUCUGCAAAUUUUUCUGAAAAAUGUGAAGAACCAAUAUCUUUAGAGCAUCAUGCAGGAAGGCGUUUAAUAAUUCAUAGAACAUUUAGAGAAGGUGGCAGAGAGUUUAGUCGAUCAGAAACUGUUAAAAAUCAGUUUGUUAUAGAUUCCUACCUCCGUAUUGUUACUAGAGAGAAAAAUUACAGGGAAGUGUUUGCCAGUCAAGAUGAGAAACAUAAGGAAGACAUGCGAAGGGAACGAAGAAGAAUUCAAGAACAGCUACGCCGCAUUAAAAGAAAUGAAGAGCGUGAACGACUGCGACAGUUGCAGCAGCAAAUCACUGAAGAUGGUGGUAUUACAAUACAGCCAACCGCUGAAGACCAGGCUAAAUUAGAUGCCUUGUGUGACAAGCCUACAAAAAGUUUAAAAUGUGGUGCUUGUGGAGGAGUUGGACAUAUGAAAACAAACAAAAUGUGUCCCAAAUAUUCAGAGAUCUCGUCUGAAAAUGUCAGUUUGAGUGAUGAUGAUUUGAAUUCAGAGGAAAUGUCAAGUAUUUCUCAAGAUGAUCUUAUCAAAGUUGAAGGAACAAAAAUUACACUUGGCAAAGCAUUAAUUGAAGCACAUCAAGACAUGAAGAGAAAAGCGUUAACAAUUCGUAUUCCAAAGGAAAAUGUAAUACCUCAUCCACCACCACCUCCACCAAAGAAAAAGCGCCGCCCAACUACAAGUACACAAACCAAUGCAGAUUACUUGAAGAGACACCACAAAAGUAAGAACAGACGGCGAACAAAUCCUGUUGUUGCUCUUAGCCUUGUUUUGGAGCAGAUAGCAGCAAAGCUGAAGGAAAUUCCAGACAGCUGGCCUUUUCAUGCUCCUGUUUUGCCAAAAAUUGUACCUGAUUAUCAUAAUGUUGUAAAAAAUCCAAUGGAUUUACAAACUAUCAGAGAGAAUAUUAAGAAAAAUGGGUACCGAACACGUGAUGCCUUCCUUCAAGAUGUCACUAUCAUUCAUUCAAACUGUAUUCUAUAUAAUGGUUUGCACCACCCAUUAACAAAGGUUGCUGAGAACAUGGUUAAUCUUGCUAAUGAAGAAAUAAAAGCUAAUGAGAAAGAACUGGCUCAAAUAGAGCGUGAAAUAAAUCCUCUUUUAGAUGAUGAUCCUCAGGUCGGAAUCUCUUGGAUCUUUGAGACUAUUCUUUCGCAGCUUAAAGCUCUACCAGAGUCAUGGCCUUUUCACCAACCUGUUCCAGUGAAAGUUGUUCCAGAUUAUUAUGAUGUUAUACAAACUCCUAUUGACAUGGAAACAAUAAAACAGCGUUGCCAAGAGCAUUUUUAUCAAACACGAGAAAGUUUUAUGGCAGAUAUAAAUUUACUAUAUUCCAACAGUCUUACUUAUAAUGGAAUGGAGCACACAUUUACAAAGACUGCAUUAAAGUUAAAUAACAAAUGUAAACAACUUAUUAGUCAGAACAGUCAAAAGUUAUCGCAGUUAGAAAUUGCAAUUAUGCAACAACCAGAAGAUUUUAAUCUUCCAAGUGUCUCUGAAGCAAAUGAUGAUGAAACCUCAAUAUCUGGUUAUGUAGAUCCAUUGCGCAAAUUAGCUGAAAGUGUUGACACAAAGCAGGUGGUUACUGCAGCCGAUGAAGAUGAAUAUGUUGAUAUUGAAGGAGAAGAACUUACUUAUGAUGAUCAACAAAUUUAUGAUGGAAUGGAUUUUCAAAAUACCAACUAUGAUUCUUAUGAAGGCUUUGGUAAUGGGUUGUAUAACGACACUUUCUCAGUUGAUAAUCCUUCAAAUAACCAAAACGGAGAAAACAUGGAUCUUGGGUUGUUGUUAUUGCAAGAUCUUGUCCACAGUGAUGAAGACUCUGAUGAUUCUGAUGAUGAUAUACCAUUGGAUGAUGGGGAUGAAGACAUACCAUUAGAUGACGGAGAUGAAGAUAUUGCAUUAGAUGACGAAACUAAUAUUGAUAUAGAAAAUGACGAUGCACCGAAUUCUCCAGAAAUCGAAAAUCUCUCAGAUGAAGAAGAAGAACAGUUUGAAUACAACAAUAAAGAAGAUGCUUCCCUUCCAUCGUCUCCUCCUCAGACGCCACCUUAUUCAGAUGCUCCAGCUGAAACCGACGUUGAAGUUGACGUUGAAGCUCCAGCUGAUGCCGAUGGUGAUUAUCAGAAUUGGUUGUAGUAUAUUGGCAUAUUGUUACACUGGACAACUUAUCCAAAGUAAUUAUCGUAGUGAUUAUAAGUCAAUGAUAUUAGUCGGUUCGCUAAGCAUGAUAUAAUCUGUUAAACUACAUUAAAAACAAAUUUAAUGCAAAAAAAUUGCAUUAAAAAUUAAAAACGUAAUUACUCUAUAAAAAAGCAAAUGUAUUUAAACCAUAAUUUUAUUAAUAAAUUGAAUGUACAAAAUGGGACUAA